This is a messenger RNA of Oryza sativa Japonica Group (Japanese rice), 1424 nucleotides long. The record is from RefSeq and is a predicted model, not a curated record. NCBI's taxonomy places the organism in Eukaryota, Viridiplantae, Streptophyta, Magnoliopsida, Poales, Poaceae.
AUGGAUCCCGCCGACGAUGACGAGGAGACGCCGACGAGCCGGAGCAGCUCUUCUCUGCCAGACGACCCACGGCUGCGGGAGGCAAUUGGGGAAGAAACCAGGCUAGCGGAGCAAAUGCCUACGGCUGAUGCUGAAACAGUGACCUCCGAAUCAACUGCAGUAAUCCAGCAGGAUUCCACCAUGUUUGAGAAAUUGGAUUUGGAGGUGGAUGAGGAUGUGGUGGAUGAGGACAUUUGUUCUAUUGGGAAUAUGACUCAUGAAGAGGAAGAAGCAGAUCUGGAGAGGGGUAUUCAUUCUAUUUUGAAGAAUCAUCCUAUCAUGAAGAAAUUAAAUAAAGGAAUACAUCCAGUUGUUCUUGCCCUUCAUGUACUACUGGAGGAGGAGGAGGAGGAGGAGGUUGUCCAGGAAGAGGACAUGGCUAAGGGUUUAGCUGAGCUAGAUGAAUAUUUAUCACGUCACACAUACCAUACCAUAGAGGAAGCAAGCUUCUAUAUGCCAGAGAGAAGACCCUCGAAAGCCACGGCGAGCUUCACCGGCGUGAUCGGCCACGGCGGCUCUGGCGUGGUGUACAAGGGCGUGCUCGACGAUGAGAGGGCGGUGGCCGUGAAGGUGCUCAAGAACGUGAGCCGGUAGAGUGAGGAGUUCCAAGCGGAGCUGAGUGUGAUUGGAAGGAUCUAUCACAUGAACCUUGUCAGAAUGUGGGGUUGCUGCUCUCAAGGCAAGCACAGGAUUCUUGUCUCUGAAUACAUAGAGAAUGGAUCACUUGCACAUAAGUUGUUUGGUAGGGAUGGAUUUGAUGAUGAUGUGCUUGAUUGGAAUCAACGGUUCAGGAUUGCUCUGUGUGUGGCUAAAGGGCUGGCUUACCUUCACAGUGAGUGUUCAGAAUGGAUUGUUCCUUGUGACAUGAAGCCUGAGAACAUUUUGUUGGAUAAGGAUUUGGAGCCCAAGAUUACGGAUUUUGGUUUGUCUAAGUUGUUAAACAGAGAUGGUUCAGAUGCAAUUUUGACACGGAUCAGAGGGACAAGAGGGUACAUGGCUCCAGAGUGGGUUACUAACCUACCGGUUAUAGAGAAGGUUGAUGUGUAUAGUUAUGGAGUAAUACUCCUUGAGCUAGUGAAGGGGAUUUGGAUUUCGGAAUGGGUGAUCCAUGGGAUCAAGGUAUGUGAGAUGGAUAUUAGGAUAGUUGUUAGGGUGACACGUGAGAAGAUGGAGUCCAAUGAAGAAAAAUCUAUCGAGGAUCUUGUGGACUAUCGAUUGAACGGUGAUUUCAACCAUGUACAAGUGAAGCUGAUGCUUGAGAUUGCUCUUUCAUGCUUGGAGGAAGAUAGGAGCAAGCGGCCAAACAUGAACUCAGUUGUGCAAGCACUCAUUUCAUUUGAAGGUUAAAGCUAUGUCAGUCAUGUAUUUGUUGAUUAAUUGUUAUG